This is a messenger RNA of Helicoverpa armigera (cotton bollworm), 3626 nucleotides long. It is a transcript of the gene cact, whose product is annotated as NF-kappa-B inhibitor cactus. Gene Ontology annotation, cellular component: cytosol. Lineage: Eukaryota; Metazoa; Arthropoda; Insecta; Lepidoptera; Noctuidae. Gene Ontology annotation, molecular function: NF-kappaB binding. Bases 264 to 1319 code for a protein of 351 amino acids. The record is from RefSeq and is a predicted model, not a curated record. Gene Ontology annotation, biological process: cellular response to tumor necrosis factor. The transcript is spliced from 5 exons.
GAACAGUACAGAUGGCGUUCAGUUCGCUUUGUAAUAGUCAGUGCUACACACGUGUGUUUAUCCGAACGCACCAUCGCAACAAGACUGAUCGGGUGCCAUCAUUAAUUCUCAUUGCGCAUGCGAUUUCAUUGUGGAGCGCUUGUUUACUACGUGACUUAGUUUUUCAUUUUAAAACAUGGUUUCACAUACCUAGUGUUUUUAAAACUUACGUGCAUUCCAAUCAUUAGUUAAAGACUUGUGUGUUUUAUAAUAAAAGCAUCAAAAUGAGUGGAAAUAAGAGGAUCAAUUUCGAUACAAAGAUCACGGAAGACGAGAACAUCGAUUCUGGUUUUCUGUCGGGACCUUUGGACGUGUACCCAGGAGAUGAGGAGGAUAAGGAGGCGGAGCGCCAGUCCGCCAGUGAGGAUAAGAAAGUGUUGAGUGAUAGUGCAGUACAGCCUAGCGAUAGCGAGCUCGACAGUGGUAUUCUGUGUUUAUCGGAGUGCCUCUCGGGCGUGCAGCUCACUGACACGCAGACCCCACACAUCGCGGUCUCUCCGCCAGAACAGAAGAACCUCCCACCUAUCGUCAUAUUCUUCCAACAGGACGCUGAUGGCGAUACACAGUUACACAUAGCGUCAGUCCACGGCUGCGAGAAGUCAGUAGGAACACUCAUAAGGGUGUGUCCAAACAAAGCGCUGUUAGACGUAGCCAACGACGACGGGCACACGCCCCUGCACCUGGCAGUGAUGAGCGGGAACGCCGUGGUCACCAGGAUGCUGGUGCACGCGGGCCUGUCGCUCGGGGCGCGGGACAGGAAAGGAGAAACCCCCCUGCACAAAGCCACCACAAAAGGACACAUUGAAUGCCUACAAGCGUUACUCGCGCCUGUGCCAGAACAUCCUAGGACUAAGUUAUCAUCAGUACUCGACCAAAAGAACUAUAAAGGACAAGCAUGCGUACAUCUCGCGGCGACGUCAGGGAACAUAGAGGCACUGCAGACGCUCGUCUAUUACGGCGCUGACAUCAAUCUAAGGGAGAACCUAGCGGGCUCGACAGCGCUGCACAUAGCGGCGCGGCGCGGCGACGCGCGGCUGGCGCAGUUCCUGCUGGAGCGCGGCGCGGCGCCGCAGCCGCGCGACUACGCGUCGCGCACGCCGCGCCGCCUCGCGCGACACAACGCCGCCGCGCGCGUCUUCACCAACCUCUCCGCAGACGACUCCGACUCCGACACCGACGACGAUGACGAUAUGUACGACAGCGACAGCGGCGACAGUCUGUUCGAGAGGUUGCGGGAGAGCAUGAGCUCCAACAACGUCAACCUGAAGGGAUGUUGCUAGAGCAGCGCGCAGGCGGGGCGACGCCCGGCAGCACACUCGCGCCGCCCGCCGCCGGACACUACUCGAUAACACCACUACAGCGCUUAGUUACUAUUCCCCAAAACACUCUACCGUGUCGGGUUGUCCUAGAAACAUUUUGAUCGAUUGUAGUCAAGUAUAAUCAAAUAGAUCUGAACAUUAUUUCCUUGCUUGUCGUUCAUGCUUGGACUAUUCGGGAGCUUAGACUAUUCAAAACUAAACUUGAGUACAAAGUAUUGGUUGCUAUUUAUAUUAAUGAUGCCAUAAAACCCUGUAGUGACCUACUUGAAGACAAACGGUUACAGCGAGUCUGUCCUUGAUUGUAUCUAUGCAAUUAUCGGAACAGGUUUUCCCAACCGUAACUGUAACAUAAUCAUAGUUAUAUUGACUGUCUGACUAGAACGUAAGGGCAGUGCGCCCUCAGUAACAAUAUGGCUACGUGAAGGACAAGUUAGUAGUGCACAGUCUAAGCUCCGUGAGGCGAGGAUUUAGUCUUCACUCUCAUUUGUAAAUAUAACCGAGGGGAGAAGACAUGUUGCACGGUCAGGAAAUACGCUCCACGGUACACAAUGAUGGGAAUUUUCCGGAUAAUAUUAUAUGAAGUUAUAUUUAUACGGAUUUGCCCUCUAAUUUGUUUCACGGGACAAUUGUAUUUCAUGUAGUGAUUGGGAAUUUGAGACUGGUCCACGCAAUGUGGAAUUACCCAACGCUGUGUACAGUGGAACACGAAAUAGUUUUAAGUUAUUUUUAAGCCUCAUGUACAGUCGCGGAAAGAAUGUUAAGUUUAGAAAAUUAUUUAAAUAGUGUGUACCUGUAAAAAUCUGUUAUUUGUAUAUUUAUUAGAGUCGAAUAAAUGUUGAUUACGAUAUAAAUUUGGUAUUUUAUUAUUCUGUUCUACCUACUGAUGUUCUUUCCGCGACUGAACAGGUAACUGUCAUAUUGAUAAAAUUGCCAACGUGGCUGUUUUUUAUGAAUAUUGCAGUUCUAAAAGUUAAGUAAAGCUGAAAAAUUCAGCUUACCCCUAGGUUAACCAUCCGACUUUAUAAUGAGAUGAGCCAAAAUCACUUCUAUUAUAAAGAGAUAAAGUUCGAAUGUUAAUCGUCGGACAAGCUGGGUUUACAUGUCUUCCUUCGGUAAAUAGUAUAAUUUUGUUACAAUAAUGGAUGAUAUAUAAAUCAAUAGAAAACAUCCGGGUUAAAAUGUAUAAACUAAAAACAAAGCUGUUUACAAAACAGAUAUUCGUAAUCUUUUGUCUUGAUUGGUGAACAUGGCGGUCUGUUUUAAAAUUAUAUAAUGAUAUAAUUAUUACGUUCAAAAUAAUAUCUAUAUUGAGCGUAAGACAAUUAUGAAACUACACUAUGCAAGCCUUGCCCUAACUUUCUCGUGAAAGUAGGUAUCAAGGCUUGGGCUCCAGUAAACUUUGGGGAUAUGGCCGACCGUGUUACAACUUAGUUUAAAGUUUAAUUAGCGUCCCUUAUUAACUUUACAUAUAAAUAGUAUAAUUCAGUGAAACUCAGUAGUUGUGUGGUUCACUAUCGAUAUAACACCAACGGUUUUUUCCGAUGUCACACACAUAUGAGAUUGCACAGCUAAGUGUGCUCACUGUACUUUGUCUUAGACUUAUAGUUUGUGUAUUAACAGACUAUAUCCCAUAUUAGUUGAUGCAAGUUUUUGACGCCGCGUAGGCGUAGCGGGUCGACAGAUAAGCAAGUCAUGCCAAAUAGGAGUAACGUAUAUAUUCGUAGUAGUAAGGACUAGUAGUAAAUAACUAUGUAACCGAGGGUUGCUGUCUGACGCCCGAGCCCGCGGCGACACUGCGAUCAACGUGCGCAGUCCAGCUGCUGACCGUCUGACUGAUAUAUACAAGUUAUGCUGUUAACAGCUUCUUAAGUAGAUUAUACGUAUUCUAUUAUAUAUCGUAGUACUGCAGUAUGUUUGGUCCAGGCUAUAAGCUCUUACUCAACUUCGCUAGUCUAAAAGCUGCCCAACGAUCUUCCCAAAGUAGAAACGACGCUGUGAUAUGCUUUUAUUACAUUUUGACGUUUUUUUUCUUUAUUGUAUUUUAACAGUUAGUGCGAGGUAAUGAACGAAGUCAGACGCUCAGUAGCAGUGACUUGCUCUACUACAACUUAUUAGGAAGUAAAUGUAAUGUAUAGUAUUUGGAAUCAAUGCAUGUUAUGUAAAAAUAUAUAAUUAUAUAAAAAAUAGCGUAAAAUAACUAAGCGCAAAAUACUUAUUUUAAAAUAUUGUUGUCAGUUUUAUAUAUCGAUAAAUACAAAUUAUAACAAA